UUGUUGAAUUUGUACAUAUUUUGUUUUUGUUGUAAUUUCGUUCGAUAAGUUUAUGCCAAAAAGUAAAAAAACAAAACCCUAUUGUGUAUAUUGUGUAGUACUCAGAAAUGGCCAGCAAUCCAUUGAGCCGCAAGCCCAGCAAUGCCAUCCACACUCGGCUCUGCCACAAGUCGCCCAAAAUGGAAAUGCCCGUGCAGCUGACGCGCAACUAUGAGCGCACCAACAUGAGCGGCAAGGAGAGUCAUCGCGAGCGUGAGCGCGAGAAGAAGCUCAAGCUGCCCAGCAGUCAUAAGCAGAGCGGCAAACGCUUGGAGCUGAUGGAAAGUCUGCGCGCUCAGCCCAAGCUGAUGCCAAGUGAGCGGCAGCUGGCAAAUGCUGGCAAAUAUCUGGAGCAGGCACAGAGCUCCAAGCAGCAGGCGCGCAAACUCAAAGCGGAGCUGCUAAAGGAGAAGUCAGCAGUGGCCGUUGCCACAGCCACAACCGCUGCCGCUGCCACUGAGUCCAAGCCCAAGCCAAGCAAAGAGUACAAAGCGCUGGAGAAAGCGGAGCCAGCGCCGCGUCCUGUGCGUACCAAGCAGCAAAUAGCGCACACCAAACUCUUCUUUGAUAAGUAUCUAAAGUUUGCCUACGAUCUGAGCACACCCGAGGGCGUGCGCAAGCUUGAGGCGCAUUUCUUCCCAGGCGAGCAGCUCAAGAGCCAGCGCCGCAGCAAGGACGCGGCGGCGGCCACAGAUAAACAAGCGGAUGUUGUUGAGCAGUAUUUACAGCAGACUUUGAAAUAGAUGCACGCUCUAUAUAUAACUUUUGGCGUGUGUGUUUAUCAAAAUUUAAUGGUUUUUAGCUAUUGAAAAAUUUCUAUUUUGCAAAUUAAACGCCAUGUGCUAAUUAUUUUAGCAGCGGACAUACGAA
Drosophila busckii is the source of this 909-nucleotide messenger RNA. RefSeq lists its product as uncharacterized. Bases 108 to 782 code for a protein of 224 amino acids. NCBI's taxonomy places the organism in Eukaryota, Metazoa, Arthropoda, Insecta, Diptera, Drosophilidae. The record is from RefSeq and is a predicted model, not a curated record. The transcript has a single exon.